UUCAUCUCUCCCAACCCAAGUAAUUUCUUAUCGUCAACAAAGUGCGGUGUGCUCCAACAGUACAUGUGGAUAACAAUUUUCCAGUUUUUCUAAUUUUCUGUCAAUAUAUGUAUUUUCUCCAUCAGCUACAAUAGUUCCUUACACACUGCUGACAUGAAACCGAUCAUCCUGCAAGGACAUGAACGUUCAAUCACCAAAAUUGUUUACAACAGAGAAGGCGACCUUCUCUUCUCAUCUGCCAAGGAUAAAACUAUUAACGUAUGGUUUUCAUUGAAUGGAGAAAGGCUCGGAACUUUUGAUGGACACAAUGGUGCUGUCUGGGGCAUUGAUGUGGAUUGGCAGACGACAAAACUAGUUUCUGGCGGUGCUGAUAACACCAUCAGGCUGUGGGAUUGUUUAACUGGUGUUGAACUAGGAUGUCUUAGCACACAAUCAGCCGUCAGGACGAGCAAAUUUAGUUACUCUGGUACAUCAAUUGCCUACUCAACAGACGCAGCACUGAAACAGAAUUGUGAAAUUUUCCUCGGUGAUGUUCGUGGAGAUAAUCUGAGAAACCCAUACAUGACUCUUCCAGUCCGAGACUCAAAAGUAACUGCAUUGCUGUGGGGUGAGGUAGAUGAACUUUUAAUUGCUGGAUUUGAAAAUGGAGAAAUCUCUCAAUGGGAUUUAAGAAUGGCCAAAGAAGUUAACAACAUCUGCGAACAUAAUAACUCAAUCAAUGACAUGCAAACAAGCAAAGAUGGAACACUUUUUGUCACUGCAUCAAAGGAUAACACGGCCAAAUUGUUCGAUAUCGAUACUCUGGAAUGUCUCAAGUGUUAUAAAACGGAACGUCCUGUCAACAGUGCAGCUUUAUCUCCAGUCUAUGAGCACGUGGUGUUAGGAGGAGGUCAAGAAGCCAGGGAUGUAACAACGACUUCAACCCGUGCUGGUAAAUUCGAUGCUCGGUUCUUCCAUCUGAUUUUCGAAGAGGAAUUUGGUCGCGUCAAAGGUCAUUUCGGUCCCAUCAACUCUUUAGCAUUCCAUCCUGACGGCAAAAGUUUCAGCAGUGGAGGAGAAGACGGUUUUGUUCGUGUUCACACAUUUGAUCAAUCCUAUCUAGAUUACCGUUUUGACGUUGGAAGUUAAGUUUGUUAUCAAUGCACAGAUCAUAUUCUAAGAGAGAAAAGGUGUCAUGAUAAUUAUCACACAUUUUUCUUUUUUAUACAAUUUACAGUUGUUUUGUACAAAUUACAAGUUUGAAUUUUUUGUAAAAUUCAUUUACUUGGUCCUAUUUUUUACUCAUAUUAAAAAAUUGGUCAAGACUCCAAAACUAAAA
This is a messenger RNA of Bemisia tabaci, 1318 nucleotides long. It is a transcript of the gene eIF3i, whose product is annotated as eukaryotic translation initiation factor 3 subunit i. The record is from RefSeq and is a predicted model, not a curated record. Gene Ontology annotation, molecular function: translation initiation factor activity; protein binding; RNA binding. NCBI's taxonomy places the organism in Eukaryota, Metazoa, Arthropoda, Insecta, Hemiptera, Aleyrodidae. Gene Ontology annotation, cellular component: eukaryotic translation initiation factor 3 complex, eIF3m; cytoplasm. Gene Ontology annotation, biological process: cytoplasmic translational initiation.